UGUCCGGCUGACAAAUGGCAUGCCUCCGUUUUUCUCAAGAACCCAGUGACGUGCGAAACCUGUGCAAUUGCCCACUGCUCUCUGCACAAGACGGACAUAGAAACAAUGAUUCCGACUCGAGUCCUUACUUCCAUCAGACAUCUCUCCACCACUUCCCUCAUUCGAAAAACCACCACCAUGCCUGCCACUAUCGUUAAAGUCCCAGCUAUUGAGAACUUCCACGAGAUUGUAAACAAGACUGUCGAGGAGCACAAGGGCCAGGACGUCUACAUUUACUUUUACGCCUCCAUUGAUCCUGCCACCGGAAAGUCCUGGUGCCCCGACUGCGUCACUGCUGGCCCGAUCGUCGAGGAACGCUUCUCCAAGCUCGAUAAUGUUGUCUUUGUAGAUACACCCGUUGGAGAUCGUCCCACAUGGAAGGAUCCCAACCACCCUUUGCGCCACGACAAGGUGAUCAAGAUCACUGCUGUUCCUACUCUUGUCCAUUGGAACACGAAAUCACAGCUCGUUGAGACCGAUUGCGAGGAUCUUACCAAGUUGGACCAGUUCUUGAAGCGCUCCUGAGCGGUGUCGUAUACAUAUAUACAUAGUCCAAUGCUUUAUACAGUUAUACAAUCGUUUUGCCAGCAUCGUGCAGGUCGUCACUGAACGAUUGUUGGAUCGAUAUGAAAGAGUAACCCUUAAGGAUAAACUCUCAUCUUUGCACCGCACAUUUUCCUGCCAUUAAAAUCGUGCCACCAAAUUAUUAUUAGCGGGCUCCAGUGCGCU
Messenger RNA from Gamsiella multidivaricata, 768 nucleotides. RefSeq lists its product as uncharacterized. Gene Ontology annotation, cellular component: cytosol. The transcript is spliced from 4 exons. Gene Ontology annotation, molecular function: protein-disulfide reductase [NAD(P)H] activity. NCBI's taxonomy places the organism in Eukaryota, Fungi, Mortierellomycota, Mortierellomycetes, Mortierellales, Mortierellaceae. The record is from RefSeq and is a predicted model, not a curated record. The coding region runs from base 106 to 564 and encodes 152 amino acids.